Tupaia belangeri chinensis (Chinese tree shrew) is the source of this 1016-nucleotide messenger RNA. RefSeq names its product SLP adaptor and CSK interacting membrane protein (gene SCIMP). Bases 279 to 752 code for a protein of 157 amino acids. Gene Ontology annotation, cellular component: immunological synapse; tetraspanin-enriched microdomain; membrane. The transcript has 5 exons. The record is from RefSeq and is a predicted model, not a curated record. NCBI's taxonomy places the organism in Eukaryota, Metazoa, Chordata, Mammalia, Scandentia, Tupaiidae.
UCUGUGGAGUGUGUUCUGCCAGUGUUCACAUCAGGGCAUGUGUCCGUGUGAGUGACUGCCAGGGUGCUGGGUGGGACCUUGAUACGAUCACCCAAUGGGGUUGGAGAAUCACUGGCCUUGAAGAAUCUGCCCUGCUGAUCUCUGGCUGGGCAGCCUCAGGCAUCACUUCACCUCUCUGAGCCUCUACUUGCUCAUGUGUGUGUCCGCAGUGAUGAAGUCUGCCUCUCAGGUUGAAAUGAGAUAAUGACUGGGAGUGAGGCAGGUCUGACUCUCUGGACAUGAUGGAUUCCACGAUGAGUUGGUGGAGGAACAACUUCUGGAUCAUCUUAGCUGUCACCAUUAUUGUUGUCUCCGUGGGCCUGGGCCUCAUCAUGUACUGUGUCUGUAGGUGGCAGCUUAGACAAGGCAAGAAGUGGAAAAUUGUCAACUCCUUGAAACAAAAUGAAAGAGAUGAAGAAAAGAUGUAUGAGAAUGUUCCUGAUCAAUCACCAGAUCAAGUGCCCCCUCUGCCACCCAGAGGCGUGUUUUUGCCACAAGUCUCCUCCCCACAGGAAACCCUAAGUGAGCCACCAGUUACAUACUCACUGGUAAAUAAAGUUAGAAAGAAGAAGAUCAUUUCCAUUCCAAGCUACAUUGAGCCUGAAGAUGAUUAUGAUGAUGUUGAAAUCCCUGCAGGUACAAAAAACCAUCAUUUUGAAACAGCUGUUUCUUCUUUUUGGCAAGCUGAAGAGGGCUCACACAACUUAUUUUAAAAUCACCAAGAAUGGUUGAACUUCAGAAGAUCUCCAGAUCCUUAAAGCCAGUGGUUGUUUCAUGAAGCUCUAUAAGAUAAGCACUUCCUGAACUCUCGACGAAGAUGCCUCAUGAUCAAGUAACUGCAGUCAGAGGCAAGAUGCAGAGGCUUGGCCUUGAGGAUGAAGAAGGGUCAGCCCUUGUGUUCCAGUGGAGGAACUCUUCACGAGCAGGACCCCUGGGCUUCGCAGUCUCUGCCUGUGAGAAACUACUCGUUUCUCAGC